Messenger RNA from Trichoplax adhaerens, 1152 nucleotides. RefSeq lists its product as uncharacterized. The coding region runs from base 1 to 1152 and encodes 383 amino acids. Gene Ontology annotation, molecular function: D-cysteine desulfhydrase activity. Lineage: Eukaryota; Metazoa; Placozoa; Uniplacotomia; Trichoplacea; Trichoplacidae. The record is from RefSeq and is a predicted model, not a curated record. The transcript has 2 exons.
AUGGCAUAUAACUCACAAAAUUUGAUCAGAUAUACUCCACCUUCGUGGGCAUCUACACUUUGCUACAUUCCUCAGUAUUACUUGAAGCUAGCACAGCGUUUGACACCAAUUUAUCAAUGGGAUCUUCCAGCUGCUUUCCCAAAUCGAAGCAUAUCCAAUUUUCAAAUCUAUAUUAAGCGAGAUGAUAUGACUGGUUCUGUACUAUCAGGCAAUAAAGUUCGUAAAUUAGAAUUUCUAUUAGCUGAUGCAUUACAGAAGAAGUGUACAUCAAUUCUAACUGCAGGUGGCAUCCAAUCCAAUCAUUGUCGAACUACAGCUGUUGCUGCACGCCAACUGGGUUUAUCAAGCUAUUUGUUCUUACGAUGCGAUGAAGAGAUGCGAUCCAAUUUACAACUUGUAGGAUGUACUGGUAAUGUUUUCCUCAACAGUAUGGUAGCAUCGAAAGUAUUCUUAAUUGAACGUAAAGCUCAAUUUUUUCCUGAUAUCUUGCCUAAAAUGCAACAACUAUCUACCUAUUUAAAGAGUACAACUGGCGAUGAAUGCUAUUUAAUACCUAUCGGUGGUUCAAACGUUAUUGGCUUAUUUGGCUAUAUUGAAUGUUUCCGAGAACUAGUUGAGCAAGGUUUAUAUGAAAAUUUCGAUGAUAUUGUCGUUACAUGCGGUAGUGGCGGCUCAACAUGUGGGCUUGCAUUAAGCAAUUAUUUAACUGGAAGUAAAGUUAAAAUGCAUGCCUUAUGCAUAUGUAGUGACGCUAAUUAUUUCUAUCAACACAUUGAUGAAACACUACAACAGUUAAAACUAAGCGAUCAAGUGAAAGCGCGUGAUAUUGUUGAUAUCAUUGAUGGAUACGCUGGUUUAGGGUAUGGAUUAUCAACAGAAGAUGAAAUGAAAUUUGCUUAUGAUGUUUCUAAAUCAACUGGGAUUAUACUAGACCCGGUCUAUAAUACUAAAGCUGUAAAGGGAAUGUUACAUGAAUUGGAACAUAAUCCUGAACGCUUCCAAGGACGUCGAAUCUUGUAUAUCCAUACAGGCGGUAUAUUUGGAGCUUAUGAUGGACGUUUUAAUAAUAUGCUGGAGCAAGAAAGAAGUUCGAAUGUGGAGAUAAUGAAUUGGACUGAUUAUCAAACAUCGAUCGGUGAUAACAAGAAAUAG